Molecule: messenger RNA, 3069 nt
Organism: Anoplophora glabripennis (Asian longhorned beetle)
Lineage: Eukaryota; Metazoa; Arthropoda; Insecta; Coleoptera; Cerambycidae
Product: calsyntenin-1
Exons: 13
Coding region: 133-2880 (915 amino acids)
Biological process (GO): positive regulation of synaptic transmission; homophilic cell-cell adhesion; positive regulation of synapse assembly
Cellular component (GO): postsynaptic membrane; cell surface
Molecular function (GO): kinesin binding; X11-like protein binding; amyloid-beta binding
Source: RefSeq, a predicted model, not a curated record
CAUUUAUUGGGAGAGCCGAAAAACCUGCCGUCCGCUGAAGACUCAUCUCAUCGCCGCGACAUGAAAAGUCGGUCUUUCAAAUAGAAAAAACAGUGUCCCAGUGCGUUAUUCUAACUAAAAACUCACACAGACAUGACAGUGGUAACGGUGUUCAGUGCGCUGCUCCUUCUCGGAUGCACGGCAGCCUCGGAUCCCUUCGAAUUCUCAGCGCCCAAGCUGGACAUCGACAACCUUGAGAACGGCUACCACGGCAUCGUGAAGGAGAACGAGACGGUGGUGGAGGUGACGCCCGUGAUCCGGGCCGUGGGGGCGAGCGUGUGCCGUUUCCGGAUCGUCAACAAGCACCACGGCGAGGCGCCCUUCGAGAUCGUCCUCAAGGAGGAGGGCGAGGCCGAGCUGAAGGCCAAGAGGGUGCUCAACUGCGAGAAGAGGAAGAACUACAAGUUCGACAUCGCCGCUGUCGGGUGCAACGGCAAGCAGAGCGUCAGUGCCACGGUACACAUAACAGUGUCGGACGUGAACGAGUACGCCCCCACGUUCUCGGAACCCAGCUACGUCCGUCAGGUGGACGAGGGGCGCAUCUACAAUGAGAUCGUCAGGGUGGAGGCCACCGACAGGGACUGCACCCCGAAAUUCGGGGAUGUCUGCAAGUACGAGAUCCUCACGUCCGACCAGCCGUUCGUCAUCGACAUGGACGGCGUCAUCAGAAACACCGAACCCUUGGACUACGAGCGCUCCCACAACCACAUACUCUCCGUCAUCGCCUACGACUGCGGCAUGCGACAGAGCUUUCCCGCCCUGGUCACCAUCAAAGUCAACAGGGUGUGCCGUCUCGGCUGGAGGGGCCUCCCCGAGAGGGUGGACUACGCCCCCAUGACGGGCAAACAGGAAUUGUUCCCCUCGGCCGGCUUGGAACUGUGCGACGUGCCUUGCAACGUGAGGGAAUUGAGGACUAGGGUCGAUUUGGCCACCAGGCAUAUCGGGAAAGGCUGCGACAGAGACACCUACUCCGUUCAGUCACAAAGGAAGCUCUGCGGGGCCUCACCAUCCGCCAUCGACUUGCUGCCCAGCCCUGGAGUGGGCGCCGAAUGGACAAAGCCCCUCAUAUCCGAUGAGGGCCACGAAAGCGACCAGAUGUUUGAAUUCGACGGUGCAAGCACCGCUGUCUCGAUUCCCAAUUCGGUAUUAGACCACAACCUGCCCAGCACUUUCACCAUCGCCACAUGGAUGAGACACGGGCAACAUCCCGGUCAAGAUAAGCACCUCAAGGAGCAUAUCUUGUGCACCGCCGACGAUCACAAGAUGAACAGACACCAUUACGCUCUCUUCGUAAGAAACUGCCGUCUUAUCUUGCUACUGAGGAGAGACUUCUCCGAGGGUGACCUCAACAUCUUCAGGCCAGCCGAAUGGAGAUGGAAAAUACCACAGGUCUGCGACGACCAGUGGCAUCACUACGCGGUCAACGUCCGUUUCCCGGACGUCGAGCUCUACAUCGACGGGCAGCUGUUCCGCACCGAAAAGAAGAAUCCCGAGGUGAUCGACGACUGGCCUUUACAUCCCACCAAGGGCAUCAACACCACCCUUACCGUCGGAGCUUGCUGGCAGGGAUCUGACAACAAAAUGAGGCACCACUUGAAGGGUUACUUGGCUGGUUUAAGCAUUUUGGUAGGAGAAAACGAAAAACCCGAGGUAUUGAGCUGCUUGCAUCAGUGUAAGGAAAGUUUGCAGGUCCCAGCGAUGGAAUUGCUCCAGCCCGGCAUGGAACUCCUCACCAACUCCGACCUCACCGAGGUGACCGUCGAGGGCGACAAUCGCACCAACCUCGAGACCCUCGUCCGCAAGAUCGGCUACGCCAACUCCCGCGAAUUCCCCACCCCGGGCCGCAGGAACCUCCGCCUCACCACCACCGUCACCUGCGACAACGGCAAGCAGGUGAAGGUGCCCGACGCGCAGACCUACGUCAUGGUGCUGCGACCCCAGACGCCCAGCAUCAUCCUGAACGGCACCGGCAACAUGGCCAGGAAGUACGAGGACUUCCGGAUGGGCGUCAGGGUGCUCGCCGACAUCCACAUCACCGGCGAGCAGAAGCUGGACAAGUGCCAGUUGACGAUCUACCCGAACCUCAACCCCGACCACGAGAACCUGAGCGUGCCCGAGGAGAUGCUGAAACGACUCGGUAUGGCAGCUAGAGUGUCGAAGGACGGAGUGACCAUCACAGGCUCCGACAUGGUAUACAACUACCAGCAAGUGCUCCGGCAGAUCGUCUACACUAACCACAAGCCCGCUUACUACCUCAACCGGGUCUUCAAACUCACCUGCUCCGAACUCAACGGAAGGUUCACUUCCAACGAAUACGUGCAAACGCUGACGGUGAUCCACCCCCAGCCGAAGGAGAGCAUCGCCCACGCCACCAUCAACAAGCACAGCGUGGAAAUCAGACCGGCCUCGGUCGUGUCGCACGAGUACGUGCCGUCCGAGCACCUGAUGGCCGCCGGAGGUUCGCACGCCGUCACCAUCAUCGUGGUGGUCUGCGUCGGGUUCCUGCUGUUCAUGAUCGUCCUGGGCGUGGUGAGGAUCAGGGCGGCGCACAACAGGAGCGCCGCCGAGGAGGCGCAGGAAGGCGAGAUGACCUGGGACGAUUCCGCACUUACGAUCACCGUCAACCCCAUGGAGAACGCCGAGAGGAAACUGGAGGGCAACACCGUGGAGUACAGCGACACGGAACAGUCGGACUCCGAGAGCUCCUCGGACGACGAGAACAUGGACGGGCCGUGCCGGGUGCCCGAGUCCUCGGACGACGAGGAGGAGCAGCCGAGCCGCAUCCGCAAGCACGACUAUCAGAACGUCAGUCAGCUUGAGUGGGACAAUUCCACCAUGUAAGGUAGAUCGACCGGGCGGCGUCGCUCGCCUGGGCGACGGGAUGCGACGGGUGGUGCUUCACAUCUAGGUUUAUAAAAAGUCGUAGCUCUCCCAAAUUCUUUAGUUAAACUUUACCGUAAUAAAAAGGAAUUGAGUACCGUAAGAAUUGAUUUUAGGAAUUAGGGGAACUUGGUGCGUUCUGGGAAUACA